Molecule: messenger RNA, 768 nt
Organism: Trichobilharzia regenti
Lineage: Eukaryota; Metazoa; Platyhelminthes; Trematoda; Strigeidida; Schistosomatidae
Source: the annotation of a GenBank genome assembly
AUGAAUGAUGAAGAAGUUGAAGAUUUUUUCAUGGAUCCAAUGGUUACAGCUUAUAUUGAAUCAUUUAUGGAGGCCCACUGUUCAAUAUUUACAUGUGAUGAAGAAAUCCACCCAAAUCAUUUAGCUAGGCAUAAAGAAUACUCGGAAAUGAUGAAACAUUUAUUAAGCGAUUCAAAAAUCAAUUAUCAACAGGUAAAAGAAUCGCUUAACAUACUACUGACAAGUGAAGCGAAAUCUUUGAAUUCGAUAUCUUAUAUAAUAGCCUGUUGGAAUUUCGAGUUAUUUUAUCAAAUUAUGACACUAGUGAAUAUUGAUCUACAAAUGGAAGCACUUUAUGCUAUUCAGCAAAAAAACAAAAGUUAUCAUUCAGAAUUAUUCAAUUGUUCAAUGGAUCAUACAACAGAGAUCAAUGAAAACGAAAUUAAUAUAAUGUUGGCAGAGAAAUCUAACCAAAAAGAUGGAGUAAUAAAGAAUAUGAAAAAGACAAUUAAAAAUGAAUUCGACCAACCCAACGGUGUACAAGAUAAAAUAAACUCUACCGAUAUGAAACAUUUAUUAAGCGAUUCAAAAAUCAAUUAUCAACAGGUAAAAGAAUCGCUUAACAUACUACUGACAAGUGAAGCGAAAUCUUUGAAUUCGAUAUCUUAUAUAAUAGCCUGUUGGAAUUUCGAGUUAUUUUAUCAAAUUAUGACACUAGUGAAUAUUGAUUUACAAAUGGAAGCACUUCAUGCUAUUCAGCAAAAUAACAGAAGUUAUCAUUCAGAGUAA